Penicillium paradoxum is the source of this 3681-nucleotide messenger RNA. Its product is annotated as putative cell wall biogenesis protein Mhp1. Gene Ontology annotation, molecular function: GTPase activator activity. Lineage: Eukaryota; Fungi; Ascomycota; Eurotiomycetes; Eurotiales; Aspergillaceae. Bases 1 to 3681 code for a protein of 1226 amino acids. The record is from RefSeq and is a predicted model, not a curated record. The transcript is spliced from 2 exons.
AUGGAGGGAGUUCAGACUGUGGACGUGAGCUGGCUUCACCACUCACAAAAAGACCAUUUAUCUCGCACGAAAUCAGUAUCAGCGAAUGAUAAGCCCGGCACCGAUGGGGAAUCAGCGACCUCACAAUCCAGAUCGCAGCGAAGAUCCCGUUCCAACAGCAACCCGGCACGCCCAACGCCACCCCCCUCCACCCCAAAGCCGAAACCAGCUCCUCAAAAGGAAACUACGCCAGUACAAGCUAAACCGCCACCGGCUGAGAAACAUGAGGAGCAAAAAUCAUCUGCAUCCUCACCAGGAUCACGGAAGACCGAUCCGAAGCCCAUCGGGCGACGAAAUUCAUGGAUCUCAAGUCUGAGCUCUAAGUUCUCGUCUGGAACCACUCCACCGUCCCAAUCCAGUCUCAAGGCUAGUCCUGCAAGUCCCAAAACGACAUCUUCCUUUGAUACACAUAGUCCAUUUAGCGCUGCCUAUUCGAUGAAGGACAAAGAAGAGGAGAAGAGGGAUGAUUCCAGCCAUCACAGUUCGACAUCCCCGAAAGGGCCGUCGUUCAUCCAUAAUGCACUGCGCAAGUUCUCAUCUAACUCCGGUGGAUUGCCCAAAUUGCAUCAAAAUGGCUCGAUUUGUCCUCGCCGCGUGAUGAAUAUCGACCAAAAUCGCCACCGCUGCAAGAUUGCGGACUUGAACCAGGCCAAACUCAACCGUGUGGCAUUCUGUGUGGAUGUUGAAAUUGCGGGGAUCUCCCACCGAGACGAUGAUGAGCACGCUCCUCCUACAAAUCAGUUACGGCAACCUCUACCUGAGCCUGACAGCCAAAAGUCCAAGAAGGCAGAUCUCAAAUCGAAGGAACAAGACGAAGCUGGAGCUCUGAAGCACUCCCAGGCUACACUAGCGGAGAAGGAUAGCUCACCUGCAGCGCCAGCUACAGCUACGGCUUCGGCUCCCACUCCAGCUAUAGCCUCGGUUCCUACUCCAGUUCCGGCUCCAGCUCAGACUACUAGUGAUGCAACGGUUCAAGGAAGCUCUCCAACAAACGCCACCAGCAACAAAACACCUAACGAGCCCAAUCCUAAUCCCAAUCCUACUGCAGAGGCGCCUGAUCCAACAAGGAAACAGGAGAAGAAGAAACGGUCCGAGGCAGAGCGAAAAGAAAGGAAGGAGAGAAAGCGAAGACAAGCAGUGGCGAAUGGUUCAGUACCAAUGCAACUUGAUCCAGAGAACGACGAAGAGUAUACUCGAGGCACGGCACCCCCACCAGGUGCCUCUCGGCCAAAGACACAGAGUCACCCGACAACCGAUCCAGUGCGCAUCUAUCGUCGUUGUUGCCAACUACGUGAGACGCCAGUUCUCAAAAGAGUGGUUGAUGAGAUCUCAAAGCCCUCGUCAACACUGGCCGAGUCACCUGGCACGGUAGCAGCUUUAGAUCUCAGCAAUUUCCCGAUGACUUCACAGGAUUUGACAACAUUCAGCGACUGGCUCGCGGUUGUUCCAGUCCGUAAACUCAUCCUUGAAAACUCUGCGUUAACGGAUACUUCUGUGCGGGCCAUCCUAGCGGCCUUGCUUUCCACCAAAACUGUAGAGCAGAUGCGCUACCGCCGAAAAAGAUCUCGACGACUAGAGUCACCCAAUUGCAAAGACCAUGAAAGAUAUGGAGUUGUGGAAAAACUUUCUCUGAAGGACAAUCCUAAGAUUGGACGAGAAGGAUGGCGCCACAUCAGUCUUUUUAUCCACCUGUCAAAAUCACUGAAAGCCAUUGAUUUGUCGGGCAUUCCGUUCCCUCAGGGACAGGUCGUGAUCGAUGGCUCUGGGACACCGGGCCAGAGUCAGUCGACCACGGCUGAUGUGAGUGCUGUCUUCGCCAGUGCCCUGGCGGAGCGCUUUGGCGGUGAUCACCUUGAAGAAUUACUCAUGAGCGAGUGUGAUCCUUCGGUUGACGAUGUUAAAAAGAUCUGCCGGGCGACGACCAAAAUGGGCCUGCGAAGACUUGGCUUUGCGAGCAACAAUUUGACGAGGGAGGGUCUGCAGCAUGUGAUCGAGUACCUCAAAGCUGGUCAAUGUGAAGGCCUGGACCUGGGCGGCAACGCUAUUAAGGAUGAUCUUGAUCUCCUCACUGCUGCAAUCGAACCCGAAACACCACUCUAUGCACUGAGUCUGGCAGAUUGUUCCUUAAAUCCGUCAGUGAUCUGCCCAUUGCUCCAAUCACUUGCCCAAAUUCACAACCUUCGGUUCAUCGAUUUUUCCCACAAUCGAGAAUUGUUCUCAACGCAGCCUAACGCACUUGGUGCUUUCCGUCGUUUCCUACCGAAAAUGCCAUCUUUGAAGCGAUUCCACCUUGCCGAUGUCGACUUGUCACCGGACCACGUCAUUGGUCUUGCUGAGGUGUUGCCGGAAUGCCCGAGCUUGUGUCAUCUGAACAUUCUGGAGAAUCAACAGCUUGAGGAUCUUGCAGCUACUAGUGACCCGGUUGCCCAGGAAGAAGCAUGUGCCGUGUAUGCGUCUAUGAUGGCAGCUGUCCGUGUUUCACGGACAAUCAUGGCGGUCGACAUUGAUGUUCCCAGUGCAGACAAUAACGAGGUUGUCAAAGCUCUAGCAUCACAGAUUGUGGCUUACUCGCUGCGCAAUCUUCAAGGCGGUGCCAUCGCUGAAGAACUUUCUGAAUCUGCUGGUCCCCUCGAGGAUGUCCCUGUGCCAGAAAUUCUGCAACAUAUUGUUGGAAACACUCUUGGGUUGGAGGAACCUUACGACGAUGAAGAUGAUGCUGCUCCAGACGAGGAUUAUGUGAUCGGUGGUACAGGUGUCGUCAAAGCUUUGAGUGUGUGUCUCAAGAACCUAGACCACCAAGGUCUUGAUGCUCUUGGAGAACAGUCCGCGCCGCCGAGUGGUACUACAACACCCCGACGCCGCAAAUCUCGGGGUGUCACUACCAAACGGCCCCGCGACAUGUCGAAGAAUUUGCUGGAAUCCGCGCGCAAUAUCAGAGUUCGGAUCCAGUCGGCUCUUAUUCGCGAGGAUCGUGCUGGCAAUGACGCGAAUUAUCGCCGCUUGCAGUUCUUGGACCUUACCCUGCACAAGAUGAUCCAACGCUUUGAGGACGAGUACCCGGAGACUCGUAUUACUCCCCCACUUCCCCCUGCUGCCCCGGUCCCUGAUUCCAUCUCGCAACACUCCGCUGACGAUGAUGGCACUGGCUCUAUCAAUGCUGGCGGUAACCCGAACAACAGCCACCUUGAUGAGACUGGCGGCGACGAGGACGACGCAGAUCAAUUUGCGGUACGCCUAUCCCGUACUAGCUCCAUGACUUCUCUUCACGCGCGGGCCAUGACCUCUCAAGAAGGACACGUCCACCGUAUCGGCCAGAACCUCCGCCGUGACUUCCUCAAUCCAUCCCUACUUCCUAAUGACGACGACGAGGACUUCGACUUCGAUCACGAUACCUCUUCGCACAUUGCCGCUCUCCGGCAAAAGCUCGAUCGUUUGCACGAAGAACAAUCUCUCUCUCAGUUCGAUGACUUUGACGCCGACAUGGCAUUUGACCAUCUCGGAACCACCGUCGAGGAACUGUAUGCCGUUCAGCAACAAGACGCUGAAGGAUUCGAGCGUUUCAAGCAGUCCCAGAUUGCUGCUCAGAUCAACAGUGGCAUUCGUCCCAGAGAUAAUGCGGAGCUUGGCAAUGACCGCAAAUAA